Messenger RNA from Polypterus senegalus (gray bichir), 6281 nucleotides. It is a transcript of the gene sh2b3, whose product is annotated as SH2B adaptor protein 3. The record is from RefSeq and is a predicted model, not a curated record. The transcript is spliced from 8 exons. The coding region runs from base 500 to 2368 and encodes 622 amino acids. Gene Ontology annotation, molecular function: transmembrane receptor protein tyrosine kinase adaptor activity. Gene Ontology annotation, cellular component: plasma membrane. Gene Ontology annotation, biological process: intracellular signal transduction. NCBI's taxonomy places the organism in Eukaryota, Metazoa, Chordata, Cladistia, Polypteriformes, Polypteridae.
AUCUUUUAGAUCUGCUAUGUUUGAUGGUAGAAUUAAAAAAAAACAAAUAACUCAGAUGCACGAAAGGUCCUCCACUCUGGCGCUUUGGGAGCGAGCACGCGCACUUCAAACUCUCUCACUCUAUGCCACACAGUGUUCUACACGGGCGGGCGCGCGCGCUGCGAGCAAAAGAGAGAGAGAGAGAGAGAGUGGGCGGCCACGCGCGCUGGGUGUCUUGCCGAGGAUCUGUUGUCAUUUAAGCGCGGGGUGAAACAUGUGUCCGGAUGUCAGGAUAGCGACUAAAUGGGUACAGUUCCGGUAGCAUGAAGCGCCUUGGGAGUACACACGCCGAACAGUCCUUGUGAAUUUUCUCAGUGUCUGCCUAGAAGUUGUUUCCAACUUUGUGAAAGUUUGUUCGGCGGCUUCCUUUCUUUUUACCACUCGACGGCCGAAACAUGGGACACCGUCCGACGACGAGGGGCCAUUCUUGCAGCACUUCACAACGCGGCUUCCUACUGCAAUGAAUGGCAACACUGUUCAACAGGGGACAGCCUCCACCGAUGCCACCCAGCCCAGAGGCUGGAAGGAGUUCUGCGAGCUGCAUGCCAUCGCCACUGCCAAGGAGCUAGCCAAACAGUACCGCAUCUUUGCCAAGGAGUGCCCGCUGCACGAUGUCCCGGCAGCCGAAAACUUCUCGGUGCAGUUCACGGACCUCUUUCAGGAGUAUUUCCGCCAUGAGGUAGGGGAGGGGGGCCCGGCCAUGGCGGCCCGCUGCAGGGUGGUGCCACUCUCUGGAGCUGGGGACUACCGGGAAGCGCAGAGACGUCUCUCAGAGGGCACACAAGGUCCGGUGGGUUCGGGGACGCCCACCGUUCACAAGGAGCUGCAGGACCGAAGGGAGCGGAGAUGCCCCUCUCUUGACACUAAUCGGGCACCCUGCCUGCUCCGCAAGAGCCGGAGCUCGGAGGAAUUCUCUGACCCCGCGUUUUCUUUGCCCGAACGGUCCCCUUCAUCCGCCUCCUCCACCUCAAGUACCACGCACUUUUCGUUUAAGAACAUCCGGCAGAGCAUGAAGGACAUGUUCAAGAAGAAAUCUGCCGAGUGCCCAGCCGCCGUAGGGCAAAGGGAGGCAAAGGAGGCUGGUGCCAGUGAAACGCCGCAGCAGAUAGAGACUGCCAGGGUCAGCCGACAGAGCUUGUUAAAUCUACUGAGCGCAAGGUUAUGCACGCAGGCUUCUCCUCGGUUGGACGAUGGCCUCAAGGUGUGCAGGGAGGGACACCUUUCUUAUCUGAUGGUGGACGAUGCCACCUUGGAUACCCAGUCUCACUGGCAUCGCUGUAGGCUGCUCCUGAGAAAGUCCUGUUUGGCAGAAAGUGAGGAUUACCAGCUGGAGCUUUUUGACCCACCCAAGAGCUCCAAACCAAAACUGACUGCUCGCUGUUGUGACAUCACUGAAAUCCGAAGGUGUAACCGUCUGGAGAUGCCGGACAACAUCAAUACCUUUGUUUUAAAGGUUAAAAGUCUGCCCGGGAGCGUCAUCUUGGAGACGGACAGUGACCAGCAGCUGUAUUCCUGGACAGCAGACUUGAAGGACUGUAUGAACAAGGGGUCAGACGAACCUGGCGGGGACAACCAGUCUGCGUCUCAAGCUGAUGUCAUACCCGCUGUUGGAGAAGGCAGCUCAGACUCCAUCAACCAAGGUGCAGUACAUCUGCCUUUUGUGGCCCAGCUCUACCACAAGACGGACCAAUUCCUCUCCUCCUACCCCUGGUUCCACGGGCAGAUCUCCCGCGUCAAAGCUGCCCAGCUGGUGCAGUCGCCAGGACAAGACGGACACGGCGUAUUCCUGGUCAGACAGAGCGAGACCCGGCGCGGGGAGUACGUCCUCACCUUCAACUUCCAAGGCAAGGCCAAGCACUUGCGCCUCUCACUGACAGACCGAGGUCACUGCCGGGUCCAACACUUGCGCUUCUCAUCGGUGGUUGACAUGCUCAACCACUUCCAGCUCUCGCCGAUCCCGCUGGAGUGCGGAACACCGUGUGAUGUCAAGCUGUCCAAUUACGUGUUGGCCAACGCCCACUCCCAAGGUGGAAGUGCCUCCGGUGACACCGUCCUGAUCCCCUUCUCUGUGCACAGGUGGAACUCGGAGCCCAGUUUGGCCCACUACAGCGCGACCAGCUGCCCCCGGGCACUUACACUUGACAGCCUCCACCAGCCCGAGCAGAUCUUCCACGUGGUGUCUCCUCAAGAGCUCUCGGGGGCACUUCGGCGCAGUGACUCUUUGGGCCUGCAGGCCCGCCACCGUCCGCAGAGGGACUCCGAUUAUGAACUAGACCAGUCUUCCAGGGGGCGAAAGCGAGCCACUGACAAUCAAUAUAUGUUUCUUUGACACAAUGCAAAAGUGUGCAAGAGUGUGUGAGUGUGCGAGUGUGUGUGUGAGAGAGAAAGAGAGAGACUGAGAGGAAAAAAAAAAAAAAAAACACAGGGAAGGACUGCUGGCGGGAGGGCACGGCCGGGGACUCCAUUUAUGAAUGUAUUUUAGGUGGGUGACCUGAACGGCGCCCCAGGACCCCGGGUUUGUCCCACCUGGGCCUGCGGCAGCAUCCUCUCCCACACACACCUCAAAAGUAAGUAAAUGAACAUUUCUCAGUGUUAAAAGCUUUGCUCGCCUUGAAAAUGUUCCAUUUCCUUUUUUUAAACGGACAACUGACGUUGUCGAUUUUUAAGGCAGUCACCCGGGGUUGGGGGGGCAGUAACAGCAUUAAGCUUGUAGGCCUGUCUGUUAACUCUGCAGGGCUUUAGGUCUCAGCCUUCAUGGCGGCUCUUCAACUAAGGCCCCCUUUCUUUCCAUACUGUAGCUUCAAGCAAUAAAAGUUAAGACUUGAGUACCAUUAAGCUAACAUCCUCUUCAUGGUGCCUUUAAUCUGGCUGGCUGGCUGGCUAUGGUAAGGGAGGGACGGAGGGACGGACGGACGGAGGAAGGGGGCUUUCUGUAACCAGGACGGUAACCAUGUCUGCGAGUGAUGGACAGUAAAGACUUGAAGAACGUUCAUCAGGUCCCAAUCCUCUUUAACGCUAACCUAGAAACGAAGGCUCAGCUGGUGAGCGCAGACCCCCCUAAGGUUCAUUCCCCCCAAUUUUUUUUUUUUUUUUAUUUAUAAUUUUUGAUUCUCAGAUGUCACCUUUUGCAAGGCAGGAACCAAAGAGGCCGACAUUAGCAGCGACACUCAUGUUUUGUCGUUCGUUAUGAAUGUUGGCUGUCCAAACCCGAGGCAGCAGGUAGAGGGUCCUCAUCUCUUUUUUUUGUUCAUUUAGACCUCUCCACUUGUAAAGCAGGAAAACCCAACAUGCAAACUGGUGCCGCCAUUUGCUGGCCCCCGAGGUGCCUAAUGCUGUGUUGACGCGGUAUCGGGACACUCGGCUUACGACGUUUCAGUGCAUUCACAUGAUGAUCCAUUUGGACUAUUCGGAGAAAGGCGAGGUCGCUGUUGAUUUGUCACUUGGUCUGGUUUUCAUGAACACGCAAACUCCACGCAGGGAGGACCCGGGAAGUGAACCCAGGUCUCCUAACUGCGAGGCAGCAGCGCUACCCACUGCGCCACCGAGAUGAAAAAUCACGAGAGAACUACGUACUCAGACACUCCUUGCAAUUCCCAGCUGUACUUUGAAACAAAGAGUUUCAGUCACUGUAGCUGUUAUUGUAACUUCCCAGCAUUAAGUUUGGUUGAAUGAUAUAGCGUGAGACCAGCUUGUUUAAUAAUGGACUAAAGUAAGUCUUUGUGGUGUGAAAUACACUUCUCUUAUGUCACCUGAAACCAUUUUCAACCUUAUCUUCUUUGGCUCUCAGAUCUGAAGAAGCCAUUUCUGGCCGAGCGCGUUCUACUCCAUCUUCUAUAAAUAACUCAGGUGAAAGGUUCCAGCUUAUGUUGUUAUCUCUAACUUGACCGCCCCAUUCCCGUUGACUCUCCAUCUCUCCGGUAAGCCUGUCUGGGAGGCCGACUAGACGCAGCGUCCCAAAAGGCGAAGUGCAAACCUGUGCCCUGACAACAGUGCGGUGGCAUUUGGUGCAACUAAAAACACCAGGCGCUUUGUAGUGAUGGCAGACACUCUCUCAUUGGAGGACAGAGAUGGUAACGUUUAUGAUAUAAUAGAAGACUGGCGCCUAAUGAUGUGAAUAAUGUCCGGUGGAAACACAUCUCGCGUUCCUCGUCUCACAUAAUCCAAUUCAGUUCAUGAUUUAGACACCAACAACGUGCAGGGAAGUAAGUGUUCGCUACUCUGAUGGGCUGUUUCUCUAAGAGUCAACAGUCUCAAUUUGAAUCUCAGGUUGACUCUAACAAUAUACAAGACGUAAUAAAGUGAAAGACGACAACAUUCUGGUAUUUAUUAUAUUUUGGUAUGAUAUGAUUUCAAGCAUAGUGCCAAGGAAAGGCAUUCAUCUGUGCCUAUAAAAAGCUAAGGGUCGUCAUUCUGUUACACCAAAACUCGCCAACCACCAGGCCUUGGGCCUUCGUCUUGGUCAAGAGCUUAGGACUCGACACGCCCAUUAUGGUGCGAGGUACCUCGCCAACGUAAUUGAGCCCCGAGCUCAGACUGCCACACGGGCGUGUGCCACAGCUGAGGGGAACAACACAGUGACAAGCGGAUGUGUGCCACAAACAGCUUUGAGACCCACACUGACACUGACCGACAACUCUGUAACAUGACAGUGCAGUGAUUGGCACAGCAGACACCUGCUGGAGGGGAAGCCCACCCAUUCUUACAGGAGCCUCACAUCAAGCCAGACAGAAGGGACGUUUGAUGCGAUGACAGGACACUGCACCACAUGCCAAAGUGACAGGUCAGCCUGACGAGCAACUCCGUAAUUGACACAGUGACACGAUGGAAAGAAAAGUGACACUGGACCAGCAGGUCUCCUAGUUAAUAAUCUCUAUAAACAAAUCAAUCAGGAGGCAGGACUGUGCUUAACUGAGGACUGGGUGUAGGGGACGCUCAAGAGAUGUCCUUUAGCACGGGAGGGCAGAAGCUCCUCCUGAUGCUCUCUGCCUUGGCCACAACACUGCAGAGCCAUUUCUCGAUUCAGUCCGUUACUGGGGUGGGACAGAGCGGGACCCUGCACUGCUUGGCGUGACUGACCUGCAGGGACAGGAAAGCAGAUCUGUUGGUGGCCUGCGCUCCGCUGUGCUGCUUUAGACAGCGACAACGCAGAAGAUGCACAGGAGAACUUCAGAUUUCUCCAGUUCCCUUAGAUGGCGCCCUGCUUACUUGACCCAACGUUGGAAAAGCUGUGUCCAUGGCAGAUCUAACGAGAUACGAUGUCCAAAGCUCACCCUUGUCACCGUAGCCCUGUUUGUUAUGGACUGGCGUGAAGGACGCCUGCCACUUCCUGCUGAACCGUCACAGGUCACUCAUCCAGUCGUAUGCUCACAACAUGUGAAGUGCAAAAACGUUACAAAAUAGACACUUCCAGAAAAAUCAGUGGACACCCGUAAACUGGAAACCUAAGUCACACAGAACUGAGUCUUUGAAUUGAAGACAGGACCCUUGACCAAUGAUACAGGGGACAGGCAAAAGGAGAAACAUGUCAAUGUAUUUCCAAUGUCGUUUGCCGUUGCACAGCAUACGAUCAUCGACUUAUUUUAUCUCUGCUCUGCAAGAGUUCAAAAAUUUUCCCGGCCAUCACUACAAAACACAUGUGGCAAAGAACGUGCCAUUGUUGGGUGGGGUGCAGUUCAAUAUGUGACGUCACCCAAAUGUCUGGGAUGCCUCCAACAGCCUUCCUGGUUGAGAUGGGCCACAGGGGCCAUUAAAAGAGGAAAGCAAAAACUCUGGAGGUUCCUACGUCACUUACACGUCUUGAAGCUUCUUGAGGGGGUUUCAUCCUAGCUAAGACCCUUUGUUUUAAUAUUACAUUUUCAUUUACCUCGAGUAUUAACUUCAGAAGUUUACUCCCCCAAGAAUUAACAGGGGUCUUCACGUAGACUUGGGAUUUUCAUUUGUUUCGGACACCCGACUAAAAAAAGCACAUACGUUUGUUACGCCUUAUUUAAUAACGUAAGCAGUUUGCCAUUUCGAUUUUCACACAUGUAAAUGUAAAUGAAUCCUGGACGGCCUACCCUGGGCCAGCAAGCGCAGAAUUCCUCCUCCACCUCCUUCUUGUUCCUCGGGUACAUCGGUUGCCAUCGCACUUGUUUAGUUAACCUGGGCUCCACUCGCCGAUCUAUGCAUAUUAAAGCCUUUCUGUUCUUCUUGUUUUUUACUACAACAUACUUAACAAAUAAAUCUGGAUUACUCUAUUCAAA